This is a messenger RNA of Clunio marinus, 180 nucleotides long. NCBI's taxonomy places the organism in Eukaryota, Metazoa, Arthropoda, Insecta, Diptera, Chironomidae. The record is from the annotation of a GenBank genome assembly.
AUGGCAAACAUAAAAGCGAUUAUUAAAAAGGGAAAGAAGGCUCUUCUAUUAGUCAGAUCUCUGUUGAUGUCUUGGCACAUUAGAAUCAUCUUAUUGACUUCUUAUAAGCUGAAAAAUGCUUGGGGAGAAGAAAAAGAGAAAUUUUUGCUGUUUCAAGAUGUUGAUGGGAAAGAAAAUUGA